AAUCCGGUGCCGGCCGCUGCAGUCGUCCGGGUCGGGAACCUGGCGGUCCGCGCCCGCUCCUGGGGAGGAGCCGCCGCCGGCUGGGCACCAUGAACAGCAGCAGCUCCCACAUCACCUACGCCAGUCGCAAGCGGCGGAAGCCGGUGCAGAAAACUGUGAAGCCAAUCCCAGCCGAAGGAAUCAAGUCAAAUCCUUCCAAGCGACAUAGAGAUCGACUUAACACAGAGUUGGACCGUUUGGCUAGCCUGCUGCCUUUUCCACAAGAUGUUAUUAAUAAGCUGGACAAACUUUCAGUUCUCAGGCUCAGUGUUAGUUACUUAAGAGCCAAGAGCUUCUUUGAUGUUGCAUUACAGCCCUCCCCAGCUGACAGAAAUGGGGUCCAGGAAAACUGUAGAACAAAAUUCAGAGAAGGCCUGCAUCUGCAAGAAGGAGAAUUCUUAUUACAGGCUCUGAAUGGCUUUGUGCUGGUUGUCACUACAGAUGCCUUGGUCUUUUAUGCUUCUUCCACUAUACAAGAUUACCUAGGGUUCCAGCAGUCUGAUGUCAUACAUCAGAGUGUGUAUGAACUUAUUCACACUGAAGACCGACCUGAAUUUCAGCGUCAGCUGCACUGGACAUUAAACCCUCCACAGUGUACAGACUCUGGACAAAGAACUGACGAAGCAAAUGGCUUCCCCCAGCCAGCAGUCUGUUAUAACCCUGACCAGCUUCCUCCAGAAAACUCUUCAUUUAUGGAGAGGAGCUUCGUGUGCCGACUAAGGUGUCUCCUGGAUAACUCAUCUGGUUUUCUGGCAAUGAGUUUCCAGGGGAGGUUAAAGUAUCUUCACGGACAAAACAAGAAAGGAAAGGAUGGGUCAAUACUUCCACCUCAGUUGGCUUUGUUUGCAAUAGCUACUCCACUUCAGCCACCUUCCAUACUGGAAAUUCGAACCAAAAACUUCAUCUUUAGAACCAAACACAAAUUGGACUUUACACCUACCGGUUGUGAUGCCAAAGGAAAACUUGUUUUAGGCUAUACUGAAGCAGAAUUGUGCAUGAGAGGAUCAGGAUAUCAAUUUGUUCACGCGGGUGACAUGCUUUAUUGUGCAGAGUACCAUAUCCGGAUGAUUAAGACUGGAGAAAGUGGCAUGAUAGUAUUCAGACUUCUGACCAAAGACAAUCGAUGGACUUGGGUUCAGUCUAAUGCGCGCUUAGUGUAUAAAAAUGGAAGACCAGAUUAUAUCAUUGCAACUCAGAGGCCUCUGACAGAUGAAGAAGGAACAGAGCAUUUACGAAAACGAAAUACAAAGUUGCCUUUUAUGUUUACUUCUGGAGAAGCUGUGUUAUACCAGAUAAACAACCCUUUUCCUCCCAUGAUGGAUCCCUUACCAAUAAGGACUAAAAAUGGUGCUAGUGGUAGAGAGUCUGCUACCAAAUCAACUCUAAAUAAGGAUUCUGUCCAUCCCAGUUCCCUCCUGGGUGCUAUGAUGCAACAAGAUGAAUCUAUCUAUCUCUAUCCUGCUUCCAAUAAUACAACUUUUGAAAGAAAUCUUUUUAAUGAAUCUAUGAUUGAAUGCAGUAAUUGGCAAGACAGUGUUGCACCAAUGGGAAGGAAUAGUAUCCUGAAACAUGAGCAAAUAGGUCAGUCUCAGGAAAUGAAUCCAGCAAUCUCUGGAGGUCAAUCAGGGCUCUUUGCAGACAACAGAAAUAGUGACUUGUACAGCAUUAUGAAACACCUGGGCAUUGACUUUGAAGAUAUCAAAGACAUGCAACAGAAUGAAGAAUUUUUCAGAACUGACUUUUCUGGUGAGGACGACUUCAGAGAUAUUGACCUCACAGAUGAAAUCCUGACCUACGUCCAAGAUUCUUUAAGCAAGCCUGCCUUCCCGUGUUCCGGGUACCAGCAGCAACAGCCCCUGGCUGGGCACUCCAGUUGUAUGGUACAGGAGCAGCUGCAGCACCAUCAAAACCUGGUAGCCUCGGAGCAGCAGCAGCAACUGUGUCAGAAGAUGCAGCAUAUGCAAGUUAAUGGCCUGUUUGCAAACUGGAGCUCUAACCAGUCUGUGCCUUUUAGUUGUCCGCAGCAAGAGCUACAGCACUAUAAUGUCCUUUCGGACUUACCUGGGACCAGUCAAGAGUGUCCCUACAAAUCGGAGAUGGAUGCUAUGCCUUACACACACAGCUUUGUCCCCUGUAAUCAGCCCGCACUACCCCAACAUUCCCAGGGGGCACAGUUAGACUUUCCCAUCGGGAAUUUAGAACCAUCCUCAUACCCUACUACUUCAAAUUUAGAAGAUUUUUUCACGUGUUUACAAGCUCCUGAUAACCAAACACAUGGACUUACUCCAGAGUCAACCAUGGUAACUCCUCAGACUUGUUAUGCCGGGGCUGUGUCCCUGUACCAGUGCCAGCCAGAGGUUCCGCACGGCCACAUGCCACAGAUGCAGUACAGCCCGACAAUGCCGGAGCCGCAGGCAUUUUUAAACCAGUUUCAGAAUGGAGAAAUUUUAAACGAAACCUAUCCAGCUGAAUUAAGUAAUAUAAACAACACUCAGACUCCCACACACCUUCAGCCCCUUCAUCACACAUCAGAAGCCAGACCUUUCCCUGACUUGACGUCCGGUGGAUUCCUGUAAGGCCAAGCCCAUUUUUACCUUAGGUUUUGGCUUAAUUUAUGGAAGGUUACAGAAUAAUGGAACUGUCAGUGUUGGACAUCAGCACCUAUACAUGGAGGCAUUGAUGUAUGCUGUUCGCACUAGUAUUCCAAACCAAAUGGUAGUCUUUUUAAGAGCUAAAAAAAUUACCAAAACUACAUAUACUAUAGUCAUUAAAAGAUAAUUAUGACUUUGUACUAUAGACAAAUGUUCUGAAUGCUAGAGAAUAUACAAAACUUAUUCGGGAGAACUUUAUGACACUUUUGAAUAAAAAUUUGUGUCAGAAAAAAAUGAAAUACUUUUGAGUUCUCAACUUCUAUAUUCUUAUUAGCACACCAAAUAUCGAAUUAAACUAUUUUAUUUUUAGCUUCUGCUUUUAUCUCAGAUGUUAAAGUAAGUGGUUUGGUGCUUUUAUAAAACAAUAAUCUCAGUGCUUUCCUCCUCCUUUGUUAUGUAAGUGCCUCACAAUUUUUUAUACCUAUAACACUGUAGGAUGUCUAUUUGAUAGCAGGUAUACUUUUUAAUUAAUAACAUUCUGCACAAAUAUUAUUUGUAUUUCCUAAAUUCAGUCAUUUUUAUCAAUCCAGGCAUGUUUUAACUGCACUACUCACCCACUUUCUUCAGAAAAAGGGCAAGUUAUGAUUGAAAAAGUAUUUAUUAUAUAACCUAGUUGCUUCUAGAUCUUAAAUGUUGCUAUGUGCCUUAUGUUGAAAAAUUUUGAAAGUAAAAUGUCUUUCCAAAUUAUUUUUUGAUCAUGAUAUAAAUAUUAAGACUGCAGCAUUAAAAUUCCAACAGUGUUUUCAGAAGAAAGAGAUAUAUUGCAAUUUACUUAAGUUUCCAUCAUGGUGGGUCAGUAUUGCAGAUGCAGAAAGAUCUGCUUGAAUGCAACCAUAUUUAUUAACUUGAAAUGAGGAGCAAGUAGCUUUAUUUCUAGCUCUUUACUCAUCAUUUCAAUGUGUAUAAAUUCUUUAAAAACUACUUUAGACCUAGAAUGAACUUUAAGGUAUAAUAUGUUGACUUUAUAAAUUUCACUUAUGAGUACAGUGAAACUAUUUGUUUUUCUCAUAUUUGAGGAGCUUAAAGAUUGAACGUAGCAAUGUUUGAUGCAAAGUUCUGAAUGACAUGAAUGGUGCAUAUAUAGUUUGUAAUGAACAAAAUUAAAUAUAAAACAUUUUCAAGCUGUCAUUUGCCAAUAGUCUAUAUCUUAUAUAUGCACGUAAUUUGAGUCUUACAUAUAUUCUUGUGUCUUUUCAAAAAAAUCAAAUAAUGAAUCCAAUUGCUUUUACUUUUGUAUUAAGACAACCAUGCCAUUCUCUUAACUUCAAACAAACAUUACGUUGUUUCAGGAUACAGUGACCUUUAUUAUUGGUAAGGCAAAUGAUCACCUUGCUAACUUUACUGUCCUCAGGUGACUUUUUAAAAAGACUCCUUUAUUUAAAUGUGACAUGUGAAGGGCACACACAUUUUUCAUGUAUUAUAUAAAAACCUUUUGGAAUCUUGAACCGAGGUGCAGUAAAAUACACUAUUUUUCACUUCUUCUUUUAGUAAAUUGAUGUAUAUCAAAGUGACUUCAGACAAAAUAUCUGUCAGUUCUAUGCACUUUCAGUUAAAACCCUGAAUCCAUAGAAUCAAUUUAAGGUAAAAAAAUUUGUCUAAAACAUUUCAUAAUGUUUUUCCAGCAUGAGGGAUCACUAAAGAUUUAGACCAGUGGUCUGGCUUACUAUUCCAUUUUUACAUUUAAGCCUUUCAUUAAGUCCUCACGGAACCAUUUUUUGGUAGUCUCUUCCACAUGCUAUUGGGUGAAUUAUUUAGUGGAAAAAUAGGCUUUUUAAAUUAUGAAUAGGAUGACAGGUAUACACUUAACAAAAUUAAAAAAUUUUAAAGCAAUAUUGUAUAUUUUUAUCUAUAUAAAAUAAACUGUAUCUAAGAAUAAUAAAAUCACAUUAAACCAUAUUUGUCUGUAUUGCUAAGUGCCAAACAAAGAAAGAAUGCUCUGUUUGCUGGUCUAAUGAGAGACUCAUUUUUUAGGUAAUAUGCACUUCUGAUUGUGUGGAUAUGUCUAAUUUGACUGACUUUUGCUAAGCCAAAUUGUUCUUCCAGUACUCGGUGAUUUUCCAGUGUUCCAUUGUAUUAGGAAGUUUCAUUCAUUACUCUGCACAGACUAGUGUUUUUCAGUAUUACUAAACUUUUGGUAGAUGUAUUCAUGGCUUUUCUCUUUUCUUCAGAAUGUUACUGCUUACCUAUGCCAUACAUACAG
Molecule: messenger RNA, 4890 nt
Organism: Hyaena hyaena (striped hyena)
Lineage: Eukaryota; Metazoa; Chordata; Mammalia; Carnivora; Hyaenidae
Gene: AHR
Product: aryl hydrocarbon receptor
Exons: 11
Coding region: 90-2615 (841 amino acids)
Biological process (GO): regulation of transcription by RNA polymerase II
Cellular component (GO): nucleus; aryl hydrocarbon receptor complex
Molecular function (GO): protein dimerization activity; transcription cis-regulatory region binding; nuclear receptor activity
Source: RefSeq, a predicted model, not a curated record